This is a messenger RNA of Adineta steineri, 4809 nucleotides long. The record is from the annotation of a GenBank genome assembly. NCBI's taxonomy places the organism in Eukaryota, Metazoa, Rotifera, Eurotatoria, Adinetida, Adinetidae.
AUGCCAUCAUCAGAACAACAACAACAACAUCAUAUAUUUCGUCAUGAUUUAAUAUCAACACCAUCACCAUUAUUUCCUACAAAUUCACAUAAAUCAAUUCUAACAAUAUCACCAGAACAGAUCCAUUUAUCAACAUCAACUAUUAUUACACUUGCUUGGAAUAUUUAUGAUAAUGUUAUAACAUCACAUGAUACAAUUGGUAUAUUUCUACCAGAUAAAUUGACAUUAGAUGAUGUGAUUGAAAAUAUUUAUACAAAUUUAAAUGCUCUUAAAAUUGGCCAAUAUCAUUGGCAUUGUACACAAACAUUAAUAAAUAAAUUAGUGAAUUUUGAUACUGUUUGUUUUCAAUAUUAUAAUUCAAUAAAUGGUGAAAUUAAAGCUCAAUCAUCUUUUAUACCUCUUAUUCAUGAUAAUAAUCAUAUACCAUCUAUUGAUAAUAUGACACGACCUAUAUCCAUAAAAAUCUAUGAUCUUCAUGCAACCAACUUACAGCGUGGAGUAUUUUUUAAACCAGAUCCAUAUAUAAAAGUUUCAUUAAUAGCUGGUCGUCUUCAUAAACAAUUACGAAUAUCAUCUCAUUUCUAUAAUCAAGAAAAGCGAACAAAUGUGAUACCAAAUACAUGUCAUCCAAAAUGGUACAAUCAAUCAUUUACAUUUCAAACAUUUCAUACAGAUUUAUUAGAAUUUGAAGUUAAAGAUAAAUUUGUUAAAACACGACCAACAAUGAAUCGUUUUCUUGGAAAAUUAACUGUUCAUAUCGGAUAUUUACUUGAUAAAUUAAAUAAAAAUACAUCAACAUUUGUAUUUAAUCUUCAACGACGUAAUUAUUCAGAUCAUGUUAGUGGAUGUUUAAUGUUUAAUGCUGCAUUUAUUCGAGGUGAAUCAUCACCUACGAUACCAAGACCAGUAACAACGGAUCGAACUCCAAUACCAAAUACAGUUGAAACAGAACCAGAAGUUAUUAUAAAUAACGAUAAUAAUCUUCCAUUGAUUACUGACAAUGAACAAACAAUAACUGAAGUUUUAUUAGAAGAAAAUAAUACAUAUGAUCAAAUAGUUACUCCAACAUCUUCUCCAUCAAAUGAACAACUAUUGAAUUCUUCAUCAACAGCAAUCAUUGACGAAUCAUUAUCACUAUCUUUAGAUAAUACUAUUAGAGACGAUGGAAUAACGACUGAUGCUAAUCAUAUGUUGUUGAAUAUUGCUUCCAAUCAACCAAUAAUAACUACUAGUACUACAACUACUACUACUGUACCAACACAUUGUUCUGUAACAUCAUCAUACCAAGGACAUAAUGAAGAACAUGAAGAAGAAAUAAACGAGAACAACAUCGAUGACAAUCAACAACGACAAGAAGUAGAAGCAGCAGCAGCAGAAGAAGAAGAAGGCGAGAAAGAAGACGCGUCGUCUCAUAAUUGCGACGUCGGAUCAAGUAAUACCGUUGUUCUUUCAUCGACAAAAAAGAAACUGAAACAUUGCUAUUCAUCAUCGACCUUACUCCCACCACUCAUCCCACGUUCGUCAAGUACAAUAACAACAACUGCAAUGAUUCGACAACAUCAUCAUGCACGUCAUGAUGCCUAUCGAACAUUACAAUUACCUGUUAGUUCAACAAAUAAAAUGUUAAUUGUUAAACCUAAUGGUCAACAUCAAUUGAAAAUAACAACUACAACUGGAUCAGAAAAUAAUUUACAAACAACUGGAAAUCAUAUUCAUACUUCAGUAUAUAAUCAUCAGAAUAUUAACAACAGUUGUUUCAAUGAUGAUAGUGUUCGAACAUUAUCAAGAGAACUUCGUCAAGCAGCUCGAGAUCUUCAUCGUAUUCAAUCAAAAUAUGAACAAACAACUACAACAUCAUCAUCAGAUACAAAUCAUUCAAAUACUACUAUUAGUAAUACAAAUGGUUCAUCAACAGAACAAACAAGGAAAUUAAUUACACGCGAAUUACAAGAAUGGCAUAAACAACAAGUAUCAAAAUAUAAAAACUUACCUACAGAACCUCAAACAACAAAUGAACGUAUUCCAUCACCAGUUAUAGAUCAACAAGAAACAGAUACUAUGAUUUCAAGUAUACUUCCAUCGAAUGAAAACUCAAGACUAAUAGGUUCAUCUUCAUUUUUGAUUAAUGAAGAACCAACAAUUAUGACUACAUCACUAUCAAUGACUAAUACGAAUGACAUUUCAGUAUAUCAAGAUAUUCCACGAAUAAAUGAUUCGGCAUUUAUGAUGACAUUGCCACGUAAACCAGUUACAAUUGAUACAAGAACAGUAUCAUCAUCAUUAUCAUCAUCACCACCACCAUCAGUAACAAAUGAUCAUAAUGAUCCUCCAUCACCAUCUCUACUUAGUGCUUCGCCUCCUUUACCUACCGGAUGGGAAACUCGAAUCGAUCAGUUCGGUCGUCCUUAUUUUAUUGAUCAUAAUAAUAAAACAACAACAUGGCAACGUCCAACAAUCAUAUCACAAUUAACUGUUUCAACUCCUCGUCUUCCACUAGCUACUGUUGCAGUUGCUACUGUCCCUUCUACUACAACUACACUUACUAUUCCUAGUAAUUCAUCUCCAACAAUUGAACGUGAACGAAUGGAUAAACGUUAUCAAAGUAUUAGACGUACAACAACAAAUCGUACAACAAGUUCAUCUGUUAAUGAUUCAUCUAAUAUUCUUUCUCCUGAUAAUAGUAAUUUAAAUCAUCCAAAUAAUGAUAUUUCAUCAUCUUCUUCAUCGUCAUCAUCGGUUUCAUCAGCAACACAAACAUCUGAUGAAUAUAUUCGAUCAACUCCAGCUUUAAGAUUUAUUUGUCGAUCUGAUUUUUAUCAAUUUUUUAAAACACAUCGUGAAGCACGUCAGAUGACAAAAUCAGAUUCAUUAGCCGGUAUUCUACAACGUAUUCGUCAUGAUCCAUUGUUAUUUAAAAGAUAUCAACAUAAUAAAGAACUUGUACGUUUUCUUAAUUUAUUUGCUGAUUCAAAACGAAUAUUACCAUCUCGUUGGGAUAUUAAACAUGAUGAUAGUGGAAAAGUAUUUUUUGUUGAUCAUAAUACACGUUCAACAACUUAUAUUGAUCCACGUUUACCAGUUGAUGAUGAACAACCACAACAACAACAAGCAAUUGCUGCUAUUGCAUUACCAAUAUCAAGUAGAAUCGAAGAAAACUCUUCAACAGCAGCAGCAGCAUCAUCAUCAUCAGCAGCAACAGCUCGAACAAAUAAAAAACAACAAGAACUUAUUCAAUUAACUUAUAACGAAAAAGUUGUAGCAUUUAUGCGACAAUCAAAUAUAUUUGAAUUACUUAAAGCAAAUCAGCUCGUACCAUUAACUAGUAAACUACGUGAAAAAGUUCAAUUAAUUCGUGUUGAAGGUGUUAGAGCACUUGACACAUUAUCAAAUUCUGUAGAUUUAAGUCUUCUUAUUAGUGUCUUUCAUGAAGAUAUUAUGUCUUAUGUUCCAACAUUAACGCAAUCAAAUAUCGUUACAACAUCACAAUCAGUUUCAUCAUUUAUUUCACCACCACCAGCAGUAUCAUCAUCAUUAUCAUUAUCAUCAUCAUCCACAUUUGUUGUUGAACAUGGAAAAUCUGCAUCAUCUCGUCGUACAUCAAAUCAACAAUCAACAACAUCAGCAUCAUCUUCGUCGUCACGUCGACCAUGUUUUCAACAGAAAUUACGUGCUUUCUAUAAAAAACUUGAUUCAAAAGGCUAUGCAACAGGUCCAGCUAAAACAAAAGUAUCUAUAUCAAGAAAUAAUCUUCUAUCGGAUGCAUUUGAAAAAUUUAUGAAUCAAAUACCUAAAAAAGAUCUACAACGAAAUAAAUUAUUUAUUACAUUUACGGGUGAAGAAGGUCUUGAUUAUGGUGGACCAUCAAGAGAAUUUUUUUUACUUAUGUCAAGGCAAUUUUUUAAUCCAUAUUAUGGUUUUUUUGAAUAUUCAGCCAGUGAUCAAUAUACAUUACAAAUUAGUCCAAUGUCAAAAUUUAAUGAUAAUUAUACAGAAUGGAUGCGUUUUGGUGGGCGAAUGCUCGCUGUGGCAUUGAUAAAUCAAUAUCUUGUUGAUGCAUUUCUUGUUCGUCCAUUAUAUAAAGCUUUAUUACGUGAACAUCAAACAUUUACAUUAGCUGAUUUAGAAUCUCUUGAUCCGGAAUUUUAUCAAUCAUUAUUAUGGAUAAAAGAAAAUAAUGUUGAAAAUCAAGAUCUAUAUUUUUAUGUUAAUGAAGAUCAAUGUGGUAAAAUAAUUGAAAAAGAAUUAAAACCUGAUGGAAAAAAUUGUCAAGUUACAGAACGUAAUAAACGUGAAUUUCUUGAUUUAAUUAUAAAAUGGCGUAUUGAACGUGGUGUACAAGAACAAAUCGAUUAUUUUGUACGUGGAUUUUAUGAAAUAAUUGGUGAUCAUAAAUUAAUUUCAUCAAUGUUUGAUGCACGAGAAUUAGAAUUAGCUUUAUGUGGUACAAUGGAAAUUGAUUUAAAUGAUUGGCGUUUAAAUACAGAAUAUCGUGGUGGUUAUCAUAGUCAACAUCAUGUUAUUGAAUGGUUUUGGUUUUGUGUUGAAAAACGUUUUGAUAAUGAACAACGUUUAAAAUUAUUACAAUUUGUUACUGGUACAUCAUCAAUACCUUAUGAAGGCUUUUCAGCAUUACGUGGAUCAAAUGGACCAAGACGUUUUUGUAUUGAACGUUGGGGAAUAUCAGAUGCAUUACCACGUGCACAUACAUGUUUCAAUCGUUUAGAUUUACCAUCAUAUACAUCUUAUGAAAUCUUAUACAAUAAAUUAUUAUUAGCAAUUGAAGAAACAAAUACAUUUGGUAUCCAAUAA